AUGGAGUUUCCCCCGAUCUACGACUGGUUCCUUGAGCCUGUCCUUGCUGAAGACGAUAGAAUUUCAGAUGAAGAUCGAGAGAAUGUCUCGACGACAGCAAAGAAACAAAACACAUAUUUUACAGUGUGGGGCACGCGGGAAGCGGCGGCGGAAUCGAACGCCGCUGGUGUUCCUGCACCGCCUCUGGAUGCAUCGUUGCUGUGGCAAACUUCGGCUGUAGUGGACGUGCAGACAGACGGGCGCGAAUAUACAGUCAUCGAGACCGAGUCUGGUUCUCGGUACCGUCUCUGCGGCCGGAUGCGUGCGGCGCACAUGGUCACUGCCGGGUGGCCUGUUGCGACCGUCCGCGCCUUUCAAAGCGUAAAUGAUGGGAAAGGGACAGCGUUUCCGAAAAACUGGCGUGAGAUUUUGAUCGAAGGCUAUCGUUCCUGGCGGGAGGUACGGAAUCAAGUCGACUUGGAAAGCCGGCGGGCAGCGAGGCCGCAUGCGACGCGAACGCGUUCGCACCAGCGCGGCCCACUGCUCGUAGUGGAUGAGGAGCUCACCGGCGAGACCCCAGCCACGAAGCAGAACCCGUCGGACUGGCCCGUGGCCAGCAAUACCGCAGAGCAGAUGCGCAAGAUACCGCAAUCGAUCUCUCGCGAAGCGCGGCGACUGUUAGAGCAGCUUGUUCGCGUCCGUUUCCACCACCCCGACCUCAUCCUGGGUGCGAGCGGAACGAGAAGCCGAACAGGGUCUCUGCAAACUGCCUCAGCUAUAGUUGGGUCUGAGGUUGCGACCCUACCGCUCCGCUCGCCGACAAGACGGAAAAGGGGGCGUCCGCGCAAACAACCCGUUGAUAGUUCAAACAGCGCGGAAGCGAGCAACAGCAAAAGCUGCGAAAAAGGCACCCGCAGCGAAUUCGAGAACAUGGUUGCCUCCUCGCAUCGAGUGGCUCAUGCUGCAUCCGCCAACAAGCGGAAAACGUCGUCGCGGGACCCGAAUAGAGCAAGCGCUUCCCAGUGCGGGCAACGCGCUACAGAGGAUCCAUUCUCUGGUGACGCUGCGGCUGCGUCUGUGAUGAUGCCACUGCAUGAUCGCAUGACCCCGGCAACACGCGAGCACUUCCAAAGCAGUUUAGAUCCAGCAUCAGGAAAGAUCAAGAUGAUGCCUGCAUCCAGUUCACCAUCAGCGAGCCGAACUUCAGGCGCUUCUCAGAAUAAGCGUCGUCCCAGAAGGGGAGCGGAGCAAGCCCCAAGCGCGAGCGAAACAACGACAGGCACAGAACAACGCGGACGGCAAAAGAUUCAACGCAAGUCCGCAGAACCUUUGUCGCCGGGCGCCUCUGGAGAAGAAUCUAUCAACACCACAUGCACGGAGAGCGUCAGCACAGUCGGUGAGCUGAAAUCUGAAUCCAAGGAUGCAGCUACAGCAUCGACGGCACUGCACACCCACAAGCGGCACUCGAAACGAGUCCGCUUUGAGAUGCAUCCCAUGCCCACCAAACCAACACGCAAACGUGCUUCUAAAUCGGAUGCGGCCAACGCGGUACCCGCCGCACCUGCGCUCGAGAAAGCUUUGGCAACUUUGCGCCAAACUAGCAGCGGCCGAGGAGAAAUGAGCACCAAACGUCAGCGAGCCGCCCUCCGGCUCGUUUCCGAUGCGGCAACCAUGCUCUAUGCAGGAGACAGCAUUUUUGUGCAGGACGAAAAUAGACCGCGAGCACUGGAGGCUCCCCAGAGCGCCUCAGAUGAUUCGCCUCGUCCAUCCCGAGCCGGCCGACUCCCCAAGGCGGCCUGGUCUAAAAAAGGGAAACCAUCCACACACGAUGCUUAUCUAGAGCAAUUACAGCGCCGCCGUGCCGCAUCGAAGACGAAGAAUACUGAAAGCCGCGAAUCCAGAGGAAAAGUAACCUCAUCGCCGAAAUCCCACGUGCCAGCACAAACCGCGCUCGAUCGUUGGAUGCACCGCGUCAAUGACCUGGACGCACACGCAGCGUGCGAUACAGACUUCAUGGCGUCUGACGCGGACGACUGCUUGGACUCUGCAGAGUUCUAG
This is a messenger RNA of Cyanidioschyzon merolae strain 10D, 2037 nucleotides long. RefSeq lists its product as hypothetical. The coding region runs from base 1 to 2037 and encodes 678 amino acids. The transcript has a single exon. The record is from RefSeq and is a predicted model, not a curated record. NCBI's taxonomy places the organism in Eukaryota, Rhodophyta, Bangiophyceae, Cyanidiales, Cyanidiaceae.